Messenger RNA from Radiomyces spectabilis, 1560 nucleotides. RefSeq lists its product as uncharacterized. The record is from RefSeq and is a predicted model, not a curated record. Bases 1 to 1560 code for a protein of 519 amino acids. Lineage: Eukaryota; Fungi; Mucoromycota; Mucoromycetes; Mucorales; Radiomycetaceae. Gene Ontology annotation, molecular function: protein-folding chaperone binding. The transcript has a single exon.
AUGUAUUUUGAAUAUUCUCCCGUAGCCCCUGUGCUAGUUCAACCUCGGUCUCGUUACAUCCAAAGAACUUUGACCUUGGACGACUACCUGCAAUUACAAGCUUUACUGCGCCAUGAAGAAGCAGAGCGAGAACGGCAACUUCGAGAACAAGCAGCCAUGGAACAAGCUCGCCAAGAGCGUUUACGCCUUCAACAAGCAAUGAAUAACCUUCGUCUGUUAACAAGCCACUAUCGUCGAGAACGAGCUCGAGAAAUUGAACGUUGCUUAGCUGAACGACGUCGUCGGGAACAUCAGCAAUCCAUUUUACGAGCGAUCCAGCAAAAGGAAGAAGAGCGCGAACGCAUGUAUCGUCAAUACUUGGCCGCUGCUAUUGAACGAAAACGAAUUGAUGAUUUGUACCAUCAGUAUUUGAAAGCUCGUGAGCAAGAAGAACAGCAACCACCGUCGACGGCCAACUCUGCAUGGGUUCAGUACCCUGAAGAAGAAGAAGAAGAAGAAGAAGAAUCUGGACCCGACACUGCGGAUGGCUUCGAUGACUACCACGCGCAAAAGCUUGCUUCCCUGGUCAAUCUCAUUUUUGGGCAGCAGCAAGAGGAUGAACACGAGGAAUCCCCGGUCCAGCAAAAACAAGAGUCUCAGAGAGCCACCAAGGACGAUGACUAUCGAGACAACUGGGAUGACCUUAUGCGUUACGUUGCCGAAGAUGAUAAGCAUACCAAAUUGCUCGAUGAAUCCAAGGCCGUUCCGUCGACAGUCGAAAAAGCCAGGGAAUCUCAAGCUCCUGUUGCGCUCAAACAAGUAAACCACUCGGAAACCCAACCUGCUACCGACGAGUCUGCCGCUGACAUGGAUUCUGAUACCGAGAGCCAAAAGAGUGGCAGCAGCACUGACAGCGUUGCCGAAGAUUACUUGCCUCUAGACAAGCACAUAUUGACGGUCAAGGAUUUGGUGGAUCAUCUGGCGACCAUCCCCCCCAAAGAACCGUCGCCUCCUCAACCGGUAUCUGAUGAAGAAUACGAGCCCACCCCUGAACAAGAUGCGGUUAUGGACGAUCACUUGAACAUGGAGGAACCCCACGAGGAUAUUGCAAUGAAGGAGCAGUCGGAUGUACCGCCGACGGUGAACGAUCCAGUGAAACAAGCCAAGAAAGAUACCCUUCUCCAGCUUGAAGCUCAACUUCGCAUGAUUCAAGAACAACAUGAAGCUACUGUUCUUGGUUCGCAACUGGAAUUCCAGCAAACCGAGCCCAACAAGUUGGUUUUGACGGCUUCGACUAGCAACAAUCGCGAGUUCUUGGGUUAUGAAGAUGAAAUUGUCCGGGUCAUGCUAAAGUUGGAUACGGUCGAAUCCGAUGGUGAUGAAGAAAUCCGUCAAGAACGCAAGUCUUUGGUCAAAAGGGCGGAAUCCCUCUUGGAAAAACUCGACGAGCACAAGCAGAGUGAAUGGCAAAGAGCCAAGAAUUUGGAACAUUCACGGAAACGGAAGAACAAGAAUAAGCACAAAAAGCGAAAUAAGCACAAGCAGAAACAUCAUCAUGUCCAUCUCAUGCAGCUCGCGUAA